AUCUUCAUGCUGACAGCUGAGAAGCAGGUCAGUCAGGUUCUUGGGUGCUCUAUUACACAAGCAAGAUUGGGCCAGCUCCACCAAAUUUUGUUUCUGACACCCUCCUGCCCAGUGGGACAUUGUCAUACUUCACCCCUCUGCUUUCUCUAAUCCUCGGCAGACGCGUUGCAGCCGGGACAGCUGUCUGUGGUAUUUUAGUUCCUGUUUGUAAAUACCUCCAAAACCUGAAGAUUCCCCUUAAUUACACCAGUACCAAAAAAAGGCUACAAUGUUGACCUCAGCCAAAAUUCUGUUGAUUUCAAAAAUGUUUAGUUUACUACUAAUUGGAAGCCUUGGGGAAGAAGGUCUAGAAAUAAACACAACGCAAAGCAUUGCAGCAGGCUUAAAAGCGAUGCAAAAUGCAUCUGUUCCUUUGGAAAGUGACGCAAAUUUAAGCUCAGAUAAAGAAAAUAGAGAAACCUCCAAUCCCAAAACAAGUAAUUCCUCUCUUUGGGAUCCAUCAAAUAAAAACCAUGGAACAACAGAGGUCUUUGGCAAUUCAUCGACAAACAACUUUUCUGGGAAUCCAAGAUCCACGCCUACGCUUCCCACAAAUCCUCCCUCGACCCAAGGCUUUGUUUCUAAAUUGCCUCAGAACUCAUCUAUAGCAGACGAAAAUCCUCAGCCUGUCUCAGCACCUCCCGAUGCUACAUCUGCUCCAUCUUCAGAAAAGUUCACUUGGUCUUCAGCCAGUGAUACCACGAAAACUCCUGACAACAGUUCAAUUUCAAUUAGCAUCCUUCCUGCAGCACCAAACACCACGUCUGCGUCCCCCAUGAUAACGGAACCAGAUGAAUGGCUCACCACAACCAGUGACAGCUUCGUAGGGUUUACUCCUUAUCGAGAAAUGACCACUCUACAGCCCACCUUAAAGUUUACCAAUAAUUCAAAACUGUUCUCAAACACAUCAGACCCCCAAAAAGAGAAUAAAAAUACAGGAGUAGUAUUUGGGGCCAUUUUAGGUGCUAUUCUGGGUGCUUCAUUACUUACUCUUGUUGGCUACUUGCUGUGCGGAAAAAGGAAAACAGAUUCAUUUUCCCAUCGGCGACUUUAUGAUGACAGAAACGAACCAGUUCUGCGAUUAGACAAUGCACCGGAACCUUAUGAUGCGAGUUUUGGGAACUCUAGUUAUUAUAACUCAACUAUGAAUGAUUCAUCUAUGCCAGCAGGCCGAGAAAAUGUACGUGACGGCAUUCCUAUGGAUGACAUACCUCAACUUCGUACCUCGGUAUAAAACCAAGAGGAAAGGCUUCUGAUGGCAUAUGAUCGCCUACAUCCUAGUCUUUUCACAAACCCAUCCUCCAAAAGCUGAAGCAAGAUCACUGUCAUGUGGCCUGUGCCAAGGAGAACCAUAAAAGCAAGAGACUAGUAGCAGAAACAGACGAUAAUCUGAAAGGUUUCCUUUCUUACUAUUUUUGGCUGUGCUGAAUCAUCUACUGAGUAACCUUAAUUUGUAUUUUGGUCUAUUUUAUUGUUAGUAGGAAACGUUUGUGGGAAUCAGGUGAAACUAAAGAGUUUCACCAUGACUGCCCUGCCUGAUAAUUUAAUUAACCCUAUACUCCUAAUGCCAUACAUCAAGAUUGUCACUCUCUUCAAGGAACAAUGGAAGAGUAAUUUAUUUUUAAUUUUGACUUAAAACAAGAAAGAGAGUAUACAGAGUUUCUGUGCGUGGGAAAUUAAAGUAAGAGGAGUGAGAGAUUGUUCUCUAGUACAUUUAGUUUUCCUAUAUCAGCACAUCCAUGGUAAGCCCCUUGAGUUGCCAAGUUGACAAUGACAUUGCCUUCAACAGGGCCAUGGUUGGAAAACUGACCCUAACCAGGAAAAGAAUCACUUCUCUUCAAAGAGUGGGAAAUUCUAAACUGUUUUAUUUUAGGCCUCAAUUAAUUGGGUGCUUUAAAGACUCAAUGAGAAUCAUGGGGGGAAAAGUCAGCCAAAGCAUAUAUUUGUACAUAAUUUUUACAGUUUUAAGAUGUUAAAUAAGAGCAAGAUUUAUUAUGUAUUAGGUAUCAUUGCUUGAUCAUAUAUGGAAUAGAUUCUGUAUCUCUAAGUGUAUAAAGUAUAAGGUUAAAAAAUUGAUGAAUGGAAAUAUUACACAAACAAAAAUUUUUGAGCAUCACUUUUACAAGCAGAAAUACAAUAAGUGUCAUUUGGAUUCAUAUGACAUCUUUCA
Herpailurus yagouaroundi (jaguarundi) is the source of this 2209-nucleotide messenger RNA. It is a transcript of the gene MUC15, whose product is annotated as mucin 15, cell surface associated. The record is from RefSeq and is a predicted model, not a curated record. Bases 269 to 1273 code for a protein of 334 amino acids. Lineage: Eukaryota; Metazoa; Chordata; Mammalia; Carnivora; Felidae. The transcript has 4 exons.